AUGGAAGACACUUCUCAAGAUCUCCCACAGUGUAAAGUUGCUGCCACUUCACAAAACUUAGCAUUCAAAGCCGUUAUUAACAGGAAAAAAUUUAAGAAAAACUCCAAGCCUAAAGAUAAUAAAACCAUGACCACAAAUAUGUCCAAUCGUAACACCCACAGUGAUAUAGAAUCAGAUAAUGUAAUAGAAUAUAACCAUCAUGAAACAAUUGAUGAAACUCCACCUGCUCCAGAAUCUAUCGUUUCCACUAUAGUUGAUAAAACUGUUUUUAAACAAAGUCCCCAAGAUUGUCAAGUUCAAUGGGAGUUCUUGGCUGAGCAAGCUGCAGAGCAGAGGCAAUACGCGGCAGCUGGCAUGGUUGUGGAAUUGGAAGAUGAUGUUUUCAUUCCCAACCAGCCAGACACCCCUCCUCCUCCUCCACCCGCGGAGAGGGCACCGCCGCCGCCACCCGCGGGGAGCCCUCCGCCGUCGCCAGUCGCCGACAGCCCACCACCACCACCACCUCCACCGGACUCGCCACCACCACCGCCUCCACCGGACUCGCCACCACCACCGCCUCCACCGGACUCGCCACCACCACCGCCUCCACCGGACUCGCCACCACCACCGCCUCCACCGGACUCGCCACCACCACCGCCUCCACCGGACUCGCCACCACCACCACCUCCACCGGACUCGCCACCACCACCGCCUCCACCGGACUCACCACCACCACCACCUCCCCCGGUCUCCCCCCCGCCCCGGCGGCGCGCCCCUGCCCGACGACGUCGGAGGCCACCCCCCCUGGUCCCCGCAGCAUCAUAUCCGGCACCCCCCAGAAAUGCUGUUGAGCGAGCCGCAAGGGUCCAGGAGCGCCAACGGCGGCUGGCCGCCAAGGAUCGUCUCAACGCCCUCUACGAGACGAUCUGCGACUACUGCCCAGCGGCGAGGGCGACCAGGGCCCUAUUCGAUAGGCGAAUAAAGGAACUGGUUGGGGAUCAGAGCCCUGCCGAGCUCGGCAUCAAUAUAGAUGCAAUUCCGGCACCAGAUUCCCCGGAAGAAGAUCUCGUGCUCAGGCGAUAUUCCUUGGCCCAUGAUGUGGCAAUCAUUGCUAACAGAAAGACCAUCAUGGACCGGGACAUAUCCCUGGCCAUCGAGUAUCUUACGGGUUGA
Molecule: messenger RNA, 1152 nt
Organism: Argiope bruennichi
Lineage: Eukaryota; Metazoa; Arthropoda; Arachnida; Araneae; Araneidae
Exons: 4
Coding region: 1-1152 (383 amino acids)
Molecular function (GO): protein heterodimerization activity
Source: RefSeq, a predicted model, not a curated record